Molecule: messenger RNA, 978 nt
Organism: Rotaria sp. Silwood1
Lineage: Eukaryota; Metazoa; Rotifera; Eurotatoria; Philodinida; Philodinidae
Source: the annotation of a GenBank genome assembly
AUGGAUCAUUUGCCUGGGUUUGGUAGAGUGUACGAUACCGUACGAAACUUGCCCGUGUUCAAACCAGUAACCUAUUCAUGGUGCCCUUGGUGUCGAGUCCCGCGCGUUCGAGAUCAUCCUUUGGUUGUUCUUCAUCAUUUGACACAUCCACCGUACCAUGAGACGGAGAAACAACUUCUCGAUCAAGAUUUGAUCGAAAAGAUCGGUUUAGGUACUGAAGCAAAUCCCUUUGUUAUCUAUCGUGAUCCACAGUCUGUAAAUGCAACAAAUCUCCGACAUCUACGUUUUGUUUGUGUAUCGGAUACUCAUAAUAAACUCGAUAGAAUUGUCGUUCCACAUGGUGAUGUGUUUGUUCAUUGUGGUGAUGCAGUUAAUCAUUACACAUGUUGGCGUGAUUUACCUAAAUUCAAUGAAUGCGUUGGUAAAUUACCACACAAACACAAACUCUUCGUCAGUGGCAAUCACUGUAUCACUCUCAACCCAGAACGGCCUGAUCUAAGCCAACAGAUACUAGGGAAUAUGACCUAUAUUCAAGAUCAAUUGGUUGAUAUCGAAGGCGUAUCCAUCUAUGGAAGUCCAUGGCGACCAGAAAGGGGUCGUAUUUAUCUGUCUGAAGCCUUUGGGUACGAUGCUACAAGCAUUCGAGCUGAUAUUUGGUCGAAGAUUCCUGAAAAUAUCGAUAUUUUGAUGACUCAUAGUCCUCCUUAUAGCAUUCGUGAUUAUGAUCCGGCAAAUGAAGAACGUUUGGGAUGUCCAGGCCUCUUAAGUGAAGUAGUGACUCGAGUGAAACCUCGUGUUCAUCUUUUCGGUCACAUGCAUGCAGAUUGGGGUGUCAGUGUGUACAAGAGUGACGAAAAUUCUGCUUUGGUGCAUAACAUUGAGAUAUUAUCUUCACACGAUAUUCUAUUCGCCAAUUUAUCAAUUAAACGCUCGAAAAGAAUUCUCGGUGAACCAGUAGUCAUCGAUUAUUUCUACUGA